Molecule: messenger RNA, 9950 nt
Organism: Haliotis rubra (blacklip abalone)
Lineage: Eukaryota; Metazoa; Mollusca; Gastropoda; Lepetellida; Haliotidae
Exons: 7
Coding region: 112-1095 (327 amino acids)
Molecular function (GO): protein binding
Source: RefSeq, a predicted model, not a curated record
UGUUUCCGGAUUAUAUCAUUCUUUGUUGAUGAAAGCCUGUCAUCGUCCCGCGAGAAUACAAUCGCCGGUUCGACGUAGCAUGUCUACUUGACAGCGCAGGGGACAGCCAAAAUGGAAAUAUACCGUGCGGUUUCGGACUUCGUUCCCCCGGAUACUGAGGGGUCUCAGAAUAUUUUGUCAUUUCAGAAGGGAGACAAGUUUGAAAUUUUUGACUGUCACAAACAGACAGAUUGGUGGGGUGCUCGUUCCCUAAAGGAUAACGCCAUCGGUUAUGUUCCGUGUAAAUAUUUACAGCAUGAGGAGAGAAAGAUUGGGAAAAUUGUACCGCCAUCGGACACGUCUAAUGACAUAAAUGAACACAAGGAGAAGACGCUCCAGAGGUUUGCUGACAUGCAGAAUCAGGCCAACCACAAACACCCAGAGGAGGAAGAAGAGUUAUACCUCGUUACACCGGAGACACCACUGCCGGACUAUGACUUAGAGUCACCAGACGAAAACGUCGACAAGUCCGUUUCCUUAUUCGUUAAACGAUUCUCCAGGGUUUUAACCAGCAUAAGCUUAAUAGACGACAAUAAUGCUGAUGUGGCCGAACCUGACCCUGACUACCUCCUAGAUGACGAUGUGUCUGCAGAUUCCUUCCCCCUUCCCCCAUCACCCCUCAGUCUGGAUGCAGACGUCGUCCCCCAGAACGGCCAGUCAUUCCACCUCCACCCACACCCCCAUCAGCGACCUCCAUCACUGUCCGACACGGAGUCAGCUGAAUCACUUAUCCGACCGAAGAGGUUGGCUAAUCCAUGCGUUGAGUCGCGGGAACGACAAGCCCUGCAUCGAGAACUUCUGUUGAACUACAAGCUAGGUAAGAACGUCCUGCAGAAGCCCGAGUUGAGCAAACUGAUGCUGGACCGGAGGCAGACGCAGAAGAAGAAGGAGUGGCAGGAACAGAUGAACAACAAGCGCACCAGCUUUGAGCUGAAGAUGGAGGAGAGAGCCACACGACUGAAGGAGGACGAGCAGAAAUCCAUGACUACAAUUUCGGAGACAUCUGGAGGUCCAGAACUGAUGAGGAUGCAUGCCAAGAUCACUCACAAACAAUGAGAACCCCUGAUGUUUCUGUUGGGAGAAGUGUUCAUCUAGGCUCAUACACACGAUGGUUGGAGAAAGUGUGACAGCAGGAACAUAGACAUUGCCCAGCAGUUGCAACAUGAACUGUACACUGACGUCAGUGAUCACCUGAAACAUUCUUAUACAGAUCCGGCACAGAAGGCCAUGGAGAGGCCUUUUAAGGCCAUUGUCCUUGUACUUAUAUUUCAAUCUCACAGGAACUGAUAACAAGAUUAAGGAAAUAAUUCAUGGGAACUUUAUGAUGCAGACAUAUAUAUGAUGCGUAUCUCACCUCUGGAAUCGUGCAAGCCCCAACUCUACAAGAGGCAUCCGGCGACUGUCGUGUCUGUGGACAGACGUUCUUGUUGGUCAUCAGCAAACGAUAUCUGCACAGCCCUAGACCUAUCAUGUGACCUCUAACAUAUCAGCGAAUGUGCAAGUAUUUCAAUCAGUGCGACAGUGAUGUGAUGCUCUAUUUCUUCCAUGGAAGUUGUCAUGACAGUUGCCCCUCUGAUCCAUCGUUCACAUAAUAAUAAAGGUAAACACAGGUGUGAACGUCAAGGUGGUCACCAUUGCAGAGCCAGUGUUUCACUUCAGAGGUGAACCGUGGACUGUACGCUAUACAUGUGGGUCUGCUCUUCUACAAGGUGUUGAGAAAAUGCCAGCAUCGUCUGUAUCAGCAGUCGAACUAUACAGGGACCAGUGGUUGUCAGAUGGUAUUUGUAGCAGAUGUAUGAAUGUGUAAGAAUGAUGUUAGCACCAUGAUUAACAAAACUGCGAUAUGCAGUUUGACAAACCUCAGAUUCCAUGCAUGUAUGACAAUGUUUGUUGCAGAUUACAGUUUACAAGAUGUGUUCAGUGAAUAGUCCAGCAUAGUCAACUAUUUUAGGAUAAUUGUAUCCAUUUCUGACUUUUACCUUUUCAGUUUGAAGAAAACAUCUUUAAGUAGAUAGCUGAUUAAAUUCACAAAGCUGGGGUUAAGAUCUCAGCCAUAACAUGACCAUAUCAACUUUUUACUGCUAAAUCUAGCUUGUCAAUGAAUAAGCUCAGUAACUGAAUGUGCCAAACAGUCAAGGGGACAUAACUCUUGCUACAUAUCCCUUUACCGGUCACUGAACACUGCAGUCACAUAUUAGCAUGGCGUUAACAAGGGAGAUAAUUCCUGCAUUGUUAGUAUUCCACUCUCACGUACUGCACAUGCAUGUCACAUUGUGGGUUUGUUUAAAUAGCAGUGUUCUCAUACAUAUUAAUUUUCUAAGUGUUUAAAUGUGACAUUUGAUUGUUUAAAAUCAUAUAUGUAUAUAUAUUAAUCAAUAAAAUUAAGAAUUUGUGGCUAAAAUGGUAUAUGUGUGUAAUUUGCAGUGGGAAACUUGCCUGACCACAUUCUAGAUAGCAACCGAGUGUUGAAACUUCAGUUGAAUGUAAAAGAUUUCUCCAGUGAAAUUCUUACUUUAAAGAUGCUGAACACACAUCAUGUGUAAUUUGCUUGGUUUACAGAUGCCCCACCUUACAAAGUGAAAACUUUAAAAAGAUAGAAUGAAAAUGACAAGGUUGUUUGUGUUUUUUAAAGUGCUGUCUUUAAAAUUGCCUUGACAACAAAUGUGAUAAUAAAGUGAAACUUUUCGAUUUUAGAUUUAGGAGGACCUUUCAGAUUGUGUUUACUGUUAUAUUAUCCCAAACAGAACCAAAUGAAGUUUAAGAUGAUUAAAAAUCCUGUAAAAUGUGUAUUAUUUUUAUAUUUUGGUCACCAACUGAUUAAAUAUUUCACUAUCAAAAUCUGUAAGCCAAGAACAACUCAUCUGUGCUCAUGAGUAUCGGUGGAUGAUAAUAUAGCAGGUGUUCAGGAUGAGCUAAUUGAUAUCUGACUGAUAUUAAAUAUCAAAUAUAGAAGUGAAAGAGCUGUAUGCGUCCAUGUUUAACAUGAAUCAUUCCUUUGUUUAAGUGUGAGUCAUUGUUCUGGAUCAUAUGAUUAUUGAUCAGUAACUUUUGUUUAUAAAAAUACAUGUAUUUCAGAACAGAACCAAAUUUUACAUUCCAAAAAUAUUCAAAUUUACAAUUUUUCUUCAUUCAAAUUUUAUGAUGGAACUCUUUCUUUUCAUGUUACUAAUUUCAGUAAACAAUAUAGAGGUAAACUACUAGACACUGAGAGGUGACAUUGGCGAUGGAAUUGCCAUGAGGUAACAGAGCAGUGAUGAUAGACGAUCACAUGCUAAUCACUCUGUCACUCAUGGCAUGCUUUCCCACUGUGUGUUUUUUUUAUUAAAAAACAACAAGCAUAGAAUCUCUGACUAGCAACACAGCUGUUUGCUUCUUGUGUCAGUACCAGACUAUUACUUCGUCUCUUAAGAACACAGGAGUUAGUUGUUUUCAUUUAAGGAUUGGCUUUUUUUCUAAAUUUUAGAUUUGAAUUCUUUGGUGAUAAUUGAAUCUUUACAAAUUAUAUUUGGGACAAAUUUCUAUCCAAGAUGUGCAUCCUUAUUUUAUUUUCGUAUGAACAAGAUCUAGGUCAAAUGUUUUUCUUUUCUGUUGUGGGGAAAGUACCCAUAUAGUACAGUGUGAUCUUCAUUCACUAGCCCUUUCAAAAUUAACUAGCCACCAACUGGCAGGCCACCAUUCAUCUCAAACGCUUUCUUGAUCAAUGUGGUUUAAGCAUUAUUUCUAUGUUAGUUGAUGAAUCUAAGCAAUAUGGGAGAUAUGUGACCGAAGUUGUAUGAUUGAGUAGAACUAGUUGGCGGAACUUGGGUGAACGACAGGUAGUGGUACUGAUGGGAUUGUGAUACAACAGUGAUAACAUAUCAUAGUACAGAACAUUUUAUAUAUUUUAGUUAACAGAUAAAGCUAUUUAUUUAUGGUGAUACUAACAGUACAUCAGUGAGAGGUUAUUCCCGUACUCAUAUAUACAUAUUCAAUGGCUUGGGGCCCAAGCUGCUAUUCUUGUAUCGCUGAGUCGUACAACAUCCAGGCUUUUAGUCCAUGUAGUAGAAGACCAGAGUUGCUUUCCUUAGCUGUGUCAAGAUUUGCUGAACAUUCUUGAAAUCUAAUAUUGGGCCACUAAUUGAUUGCUCACAUAUACACUUACAAAUAUUCCAAUCUCAAUAUCAGUUUGUGUUUUGGGGGUUUUUCAUUGCCGACUCUAAAGUAGGUGUGAGCCAGUCUAUAAAUGGUUGUUGUUUCUCAUAAAUGAUGUUGCGUACAUGUUUCUGGGACAAGUCUAAAUGUAAACCUGAUUCGGCUUCAAAACCAUUUGCUGUAUGUCUUUUGAUAGCUCCUAAUUUCAGUCUGUUGGUUUCUAAAACUGAUUAACAAUGAGGGCUUUGUUAUUUGCUCACAGGAUUUCUGAGGCAAAUGUUUACCACAGGCUUUCAUUUUCUCACACCCACACAGACUUGAUGUCUUCAAAUGUAAAGUUGUAUUACACACUUCUCCUGAUAUGCUAUGAUGUGCAAACAAUAAUGACAAAACCUUUUCCAUGAUAAGAAGCCUCUCAUUUAAACAGAGUCCUUAUGUAAUCCUGACUUUAUCAUGAUCAUAUUAUGCUUUUGUAUCAGUGUCACUUAUUGCCGAUAUCAGAUGUCAACGAACACGUGUCCAUAUCCUGCCACUCCGAUAGCUCUCGUCACACACAUAUGAUCCCUUGAUGUCGAAUAGUACUUAUGUAGAUACCUACAUUAAUCAGCUGAGUCGGACGAUGGUUGAAUGUCAAUUUUCAAAGCUACUUGUUAAACUGCCGGGGUUAACACAGCUCGGGUUGGAUGGAUGAUAGUCAAGUCAAAUGCUGUACAAUAAAUAUUUUGAAUUUCAUGGCUCUUUGUCCAUUUGUGUUGCAUUUGAUGACACGAUAUGAGGUAUGUUUCUUGGUAUCCUCAACUACAGGACUUUAGAUGGUUAAUUCAGUGUAAAGUAUCGAUGUUGUUUGUGUGGGCAUUAUGAACAUAUACUGAAGGAAACAAAUAAGGGAUCACAUGAAAGCACAAGUGUUCCUUUAUUUUUUUACCAGGUUUCUUCACAAGCUUUGUAUCACACAACUUGUGAAGAAACCAGGAAACACAAUAAAGGAACACUUGUGCUUUCAUGUGAUCCCUUAUUUGUUUCCCUCAGUAUACAUAAUAAUUUUGCAAAUAUUUCAAGAUUAUUUUUACCUUUAUGAUCGGGGUUCAUCUACCUGAUGUCUUGAUCAAUCAACUGCAACACAAACGUGACAGUGGUUCACAUAAUGUACAGAUAUGCUUGGUCAGGAUGAUCUGUAUCAUGCGACCAUUUAGAAACUGUUAGAAGUUAGUUAUAAUUCUAGUUGAAGCUAGUAAUAUCUAGUUAUUUAACAGUAAUAAUUCUAGUUAAAUCUAGUUAUUUAUUUGGAUAGUUGAUGCAUGUUUUAAGUCAUGUUUUUGAGGCAUGAGUUGUAUUGAGGAUGAUAAUUACACAGGCAAAAUAGUGACACACUUUCACGUAAUGUCAUGUUGCAUGCAUUCAUGCAGAAAAACACAAUUCAAGACAAAUAUUUUGUGUUUUCAGCAGAAAUAAAACUUUGGGGUUCUUAGUAAAUAUAUUUUCCAUCAAAUAUGAAAAGUGUGUGUUGAUUUUUAUCCAAGGUAGAAUCAUAGUACAAGGCAUUAAAAUCCUGUCUGAUGUGCUGGUUUAUCUGUGAAACUGUCUGAUUGGCUGGUUCAUCUGUGAAACUGUCUGAUUGACUGGUUUAUCUGUGAAACUGUCUGAUUGGCUGGUUUAUCUGUGAAACUGUCUGAUUGGCUGGUUCAUCUGAGAAACUGUCUGAUUGGCUGGUUCAUCUGUGAAACUAUCUGAUCCUCUUAGUUCUGUCUUUAGGUUUGCCUUCUUCUGCCUGCAAUGCAUAGUUGUCACUCAUGUGUAAUGUAUCCCAGUCCAUACACAGUUUGUGUUCUAACGAUAAAUAUAUUUCGUACUUAAAAUAGCCAACCCUUUUUAUUGAUGUACUAAUAUGUACAUUUAUACAGUUACCAUAACGCAAUGCAUGCUCAUAGCCGUGCAAGUACUACUCUGGUCAGUCUAUGUGUGUUCAUUGGCAUUCUCAGUAGGAGUGUGUGGAAAUGAUUACACCUUCUGACAAGUCAAGUGUAUCAGAUACUUACAUAGGCAUCCUAGACUUCAUCAGACCUCUGUGUGUAUUCAAGGUUGGUGCUGCAUCUUCUGUGAAGUCAGCUACUGCAUCUGCAAAACACUGUCAUCACUGUCACCAGAAGCUUAGCACCGCUCUCAAAAGAGACUAUUACCAUGACAACGCCCUGACUAUUUGUUGCUUCAGAGGCAGUGUAGCAUCACAGUCUCACAUUUUUCUGUUGUUUUAGUUGGAUUAUCGUCAUUGUUUGUUUAGUUUUUAUGGGAUGGGAAAUAUGGCUGGACUGUGCACUGCGGCAUUUACAGUUAAUGUUGUUGACUCGGAACCACUGAUGCUGGACCGAGAUGGCAGCAGCUCUAUAUCAGCAUCCUUGGCAGGAUGGAGUGGGAAAUGUUUCUCAGGCACAUGUGCAGCACUUUUAUUCCUGGUGUUGAUUGUCAAGAAAGAAUAUUUUUUCCUUGUGACAAUGGACACUCUGUUAUACAUAAAAACUAUGCUUGACAGCUGACCCUGUAUUGAAGAGCGUUUUUCAGUGUGUGCACACCUGCCUGUUGGUAUUCUUGGUGAGAAAACACAGCGUUUCCCUUGCAUUUCUAAUCCUUUCAAUAAAAAUAUAGACCUACAGAACUCCUCACUUUUGUGAAAAUUGUGCCCGCGAUACAUUUGUUUUCAUGCAACCAAGUAUGCCUACCUAUAUUCUUUGUUUUUUUCCUGUGUAUCUUCUGUGUAGAAACAUUAUUGGUGUUGUCCGUACUAUAUUGUGUUAUAUGGAAUAUUGUCACUGUAACAGUCAGUUACAGUACCAGUUACAUCAGCAAUAGGGUGGUGAAUAUUCUUUGUAAGUUCCAUGUUGAUAAUUCUGUUACCUUAUUGGUUGAUAUUCCCAUGUUUCCAUUUAGAAUCUUUCCCUUGAGUUGACGAGUCUGUGUUUAAUAGAUAAUGUCAAAAACAACAAAUAUGUCUGUGGGGAAAUGAGUUGGAAUUCAAGUUGGUGUGACAGACUUCAUGUUUGUUCCUAAUCAGUUAAUUGAUUCCAUUGUUAAUCUUUACAUUGCAUGUACUUGGGUUUUUUGCAAGGUAAACAGACAUCAAAACUCAUACCCAGUUACCUUUUUCAGCUAAGAGAUGGAAUCAAAGUCACUUUAUACUGUAGUUCACCUUCAGCAUCCUUAUUAUCUUACAUGUUUCUCUGACAGUUACUGUUGACAAUGUCGGACAUGCAUGGAGAAGCCCUGUGCUUGUCUACUGUUGUCUUGCACAGACAUCUAUUAAAUGUCUGCCCAGUGUCCACCUAGUUCUGGACUGUGAUUAAUACAGAUAUAAAACAGGGACAGUUUCUUCCUGUAAUUACAGACCCAUACAGUGUUAUAUUCAUAUGUACCAUAAACAUUAUGCUUACAGACAAAAAAGUGUUGUCAAGGCACUUGAAUGGAACUGCUUGGAUUGCAAGACAGCCCCGGAUUAGUCCCCUUUUAAAGAAGUCCAUCUUGAGCAUAGUAUUCAUACCCUCAGGGAAGACCCCUUCUCAACAGUCCUGCUGACGCUUGCUAUCUUCCAUGCUGGUAAAUCUGUGUCCUUGCCUUCAGAAUAUUAUUGAUGUGUAGAAUCUCAAGACAUGUGAUAUCAAACGUAUCCACACAUGAACAUGGUGAUAACUACUCUGUAAGCCCCAGUGUUGAUAUUUAGGAGUUGAUCUAUCAAAUAUUAACAUCUCCUUACUUCCCUUGCAAUGAAGUCAUGUACCCUCCAGACAUUGUUUUUGGUUCUGCCUUGGUUUAGACAAGGACUAUGUUUAUGCAUGUUGUGCAGGCAUAUCUCAGUCUCUUCCCAACUUGUACCCUCGUGUUUGUAUCUCUGCUUUCCUUCUACAUUGCUGUGUUGUACCGAGGGCCUACUGCUUCCUUUGCCUGGCAGCUGGACUGGCUGCUACCUUUGCCUGGCAGCUAGACACUGUCUACAAGGUCAAGGUCACACCUUGAUCCAUGACAUUCUUCAGAUGAAGAUAUUCAUGAUCGUCUUCAUGUAGGCUACCUUCCCCAUGUUUUUUUAUGUAUUUCAUCUUUCUUAUGCAAGACAUGUUUUUUGUUCAAAAGUUGACAUGGUGGUCUGUAAAAUGGUUUUCCUGAAAUUGAAUAAUGGAAUUGUUUGAUUCCACAGAUAAAUUUGGAACUAUUGGGAAAAUAGACUAAAAACUAUAAAUGGUUAUUUGGUUGAAUGUCCAAAAACGUGAAACAAAAUUUCAAAAUGACUUCUUGAUUGAUUUCUCAAUGUUGUUUUGUGUUGUGUUUGUUUUACAUAUAAUUUUAAUUUAAAUACAUUAUACAGUGCAGCUGAAUUUGUCAGCCAGUGUACCCAUGCCUUAGACAUGCCUUGAGUUGUUUGUCUUCCACAGAAAUGUUUUAAGAGGAAUACCUAAUUUGGUGGAGCAGGUAUCUAAAGCACCAGACAUUACUGAUAACAUACCUUAAGGACUUCUGAAUUUACCUUCUGCAUCUUGUUGUCUUUGAAAACAAAAAAGUCAGAAAGAAUGAUGGCUGUUUCUUAUCACACUGGACCAUUAAUGAUCCCAUGCGACAUUAGUGUGUUAUGAGAGACUGUGUGAUGCUUCUGAUCAGCAAAGUAUUUCCUCUGCUACAGCCAUGGAAACUUGUAAUAAUGAUUCACUGAAUUCCACUGUAAUUUUUAUUAUUUCUUCUCUCUUCAAUGUCCCAUUUGUUUCCAGCACCAGCCUUUGUGUUACCUGAGUGUCAGUGUCAGAUAGUCUGUGUAGAACUAAUGUCUACCUGAGUACCUACCUGAGUGUCAGUGUCAGAUAGUCUGUGUAGAACUGUCUACCUGAGUACCUACCUGAGUGUCAGUGUCAGAUAGUCUGUGUAGAACUAAUGUCUACCUGAGUACCUACCUGAGUGUCAGUGUCAGAUAGUCUGUGUAGAACUGUCUACCUGAGUACCUACCUGAGUGUCAGUGUCAGAUAGUCUGUGUAGAACUAAUGUCUACCUGAGUACCUACCUGAGUGUCAGUGUCAGAUAGUCUGUGUAGAACUGUCUACCUGAGUACCUACCUGAGUGUCAGUGUCAGAUAGUCUGUGUAGAACUAAUGUCUACCUGAGUACCUACCUGAGUGUCAGUGUCAGAUAGUCUGUGUAGAACUAAUGUCUACCUGAGUACCUACCUGAGUGUCAGUGUCAGAUAGUCUGUGUAGAACUAUUGUCUACCUUUGUGCCUUUCUGUAGAGUUGUGAUAGGAACGCUGGGAUGAGGACAAAAUACUGCUGAGUUGACAAAUCCUGUGUCAAAUGUAAUGCACAACCAGGCAGUGUCCGGAUGUAUUAAAAAUAAUUAUUGUACUGCAAAAUGGAUGUAUGUAUUCAUAGUGAAUGUAGGAAAAUGGUGGACAGAAAAGUGUAUUGACAAUGAACCCAGACUUGCCCACAUUUGUACAGAAAACUGGAUUGACAAUGAUCCCUGACCAAAUAAUUCUCAGCAACUUGCCAUUACCUGUGGGUUGCACCAGAUCUGAUGAACCUUCUGGACCUCCUGCAUCACUUCCAAUGAACAUUAAGCCUGACAUCUCCCAGUCAAGUAAUCCUCAUCCCAGCACUUGCUUACCCGGACACCUUAUAGACCAACCAUUGGAUAUUCUGGGGACGGCCUUCCAUGUUUUACAAAUGUGUGUUCUGGAAAACCCAAAAUAAUUUAAUUUUUUUUUACUGUGAGCAGGACAUCCAGUUUAUGCUGAAAAGUAAUGUGUUGUGAUAG